AUGUUAGGAUCCUCUUUCUUUCAAGAAUAUGCUUUUGGGAAGAAGGACAAGUCUCUCAAAACAUAUGACAACACUGCAUUUGUGGCUGAAGAAUGCGAUGAUCAACAUGAUGAUGGUUCAAGGUUUGGAGAGGAUUGGUAUGAGGAUGAGAUUGAUCCUAGCUUACAUGAUGAUGAAGACGCAGCCUUGAUUGUGCAGUUCGAAAAUGCAGUAGUCGACAGUGUACAGGAAGAUCGAGAAUUGUCAGCCUUUUUCUCGUCAUACCAAGAGGCCAGAAAACGCCUUGUGGAGAAGACUCGCUCUAGAGGUUUCUGGAGUAGUGGCAAAGGCAAGGGUUCGUUUGGCAAGAAAGGUUUUGGCAAGCAAAAGGGAAAAGGGUUUCGAUCCAAAUCUCUGGCACAAAGGAUUGCUGAGAGCGCCUGCCGACGCUGUGGAGCGACCGGUCAUUGGAAGGCCGAGUGCCCUCUGAACCAAGCCUCGAGCAGUGAUGGUAAGAAUGUGGUGCCCACCUCAGUAGUCAUAGACCAUGAAGCAGCCGCCGUUGCCGUUGUCGAGCCCAAUGAUGACACCGGCAUAGCCAGCUUUCUGGAUGACAUGGAACCAUGGCACGACCCAACUGAAACUCGGAACAACAUGGAAUGGAAGUUGUCUCCAACAAGUAAGCUGCGUGAGAGCCGACCAACCCUGGUCAAGCCGAUUUGCCAAGUUGAUGCAUCCGCCGAGUGUCACAGCUUGUUCUGCUCUACCGGAACCACCGGUGUUGUCGAUCUAGGUGCAUCACAAUCAGUAAUUGGUAGUGACCAGUUGAAAGAAUUGUUGGAACAGUUGCAACCUCAGAUCCGAAGCCAGCUCAAGCGCCAACAGGUAGACCUGAUUUUUCGUUUUGGCAAUCAUCAGACUCUGCAGAGCAAGGUGGCAGUUCAUUUUCCUUUGCAUGGACAAUGGUUCCGUGUCGCAGUGGUGCCGGGUAAGACACCUUUCCUCCUCUCGAGCAAUUUCCUGCAGACCAUUCAAGCUGUGAUUGAUGCCAGUGAAUGCACACUUUGGAGUAAGACACCAAUGGCAGGUCGACCGACUAGCUCUGGUGAUGAAUUCUCCAUGAAGGGUGCACCCGAUUGCCUUGUGAACGGAAAGAAUGAGAGUGAGCUUCAACAGUUGGAAGCCGACGUAAGGGAUCAGAGUCAGAACCAGCCCAGCCGUCUGCGUCAGAAAGAUCGUCAGCAGCAUCCGGAAGCUCAAACGUGUCUCCCUGUGCAAUACCGUGCAAGCCCCGACGCCAUGGCCUUGCACAAGCAGUUCCAAGCUUACCUGGGAAAGAACCAGGUGGAGGAUAUCGAGAAGAUUCCUUUGGCCACAUUGGCCGAGACAAAGAUCGAUUUUGGCAAGGCCAAGGUCAAUCAGACAUUUGCUCAGGCCUUUCAAGACAAGGACUGGACCAACUACAUGCUGACUCGUUUCGAGGACAGCGAGAAGCUGUCUCAUCGCCGUUUCUUCCAGUAUGUCAAAUUGAUGAUCCAAGAGGAUUUCCCGACCUCGACAAAGAGUGUCAAGACCAAAGAGUGCAGCAAGAAAAAGGAGGAGAGUCAUCGAAUCAGUCACAGCAUGGCCAAACCAGUGGACGAGGAGGAGGAUUCCGAGUGGGAGCAAAUGUCAGGGAUCAAGUCAAACCAAACCGAGAUGGAGAGCCGAAUGGGGCGUGUGGAAGAAGCUCUGGCACAGGUGAUCUCACACCUUCAGCAGCUGUCGACACAAGGACUUCUGAUUCAGCCAAAGACCGAGUCAUAG
This is a messenger RNA of Cladocopium goreaui, 1785 nucleotides long. NCBI's taxonomy places the organism in Eukaryota, Dinophyceae, Suessiales, Symbiodiniaceae. The record is from the annotation of a GenBank genome assembly.